Messenger RNA from Closterium sp. Naga37s-1, 190 nucleotides. NCBI's taxonomy places the organism in Eukaryota, Viridiplantae, Streptophyta, Zygnematophyceae, Desmidiales, Closteriaceae. The record is from the annotation of a GenBank genome assembly.
ACAUUGUGUGCACCAUCGCCCCGUUCAUCGCAUGUCCUGCCGACUGGCGCUGCACUGGUCUGAUCUGUGCCAGCCCAACCGCCAACUGCUUUGGCUACCUCUGCCGCUAGUCGCCAUUCACUCUGCUUGCCUGCUGCAUGCCUGCUCGCUUCGCUGCAGUGCUGCUUCGUUUGGCUUCAGUGCUGCUUGA